Messenger RNA from Suillus fuscotomentosus, 1859 nucleotides. RefSeq lists its product as uncharacterized. Bases 254 to 1774 code for a protein of 506 amino acids. Lineage: Eukaryota; Fungi; Basidiomycota; Agaricomycetes; Boletales; Suillaceae. The transcript is spliced from 2 exons. The record is from RefSeq and is a predicted model, not a curated record.
CUACCCGCUCUUCCACUGAGGAGUUUUGUGGUUCCUACACCAGCGACUAACACAGCUUCCGCAUCCCCACCCAUGAUGCCUGCAUCUCCUCCAUUAAGCCCAAGGGUGUCCUGCUGUGAAACCGGCUGAAGUUCAAUCAGCUACUUUCUCCUCUCUUCGACCGGGUAGCAGCUACCGACCAUCUAACUCAUCUCUUCCUCCAAGAGUCAGGGCAGAGCCUACAUUCCCUUCAUCAGCGGGUACCCCACCUUUCAUGGCUGCGUCUGCUGGAAUCACCUCGCAGAUGUAUUAUGCAGGUUCUCCUUCACCUCUUUCUUCACCUCCGCUCUCCCAGCGUUUUCGGGGCCCAUCAGUGCUAUCCGCAUCAUCAACUGGCAGUCGUCCUGCAGAGUUUAGACCCCAGCUAUCUCCAGAUGUAUCCCCUACACUGCAAGGACAGGCUCCUUACCAAUCGCCGCGUGAAACCUUCCAGCCUCCCACAGAGUUCAGACCCCAGCUAUCUCCGGCCGUAUCCCAUACACUGCAAGGAUACCCACAGGCUCCUUACCAGUCAUCCCAAAGCUUUCAACCACAGGCCUUUCCGCCGCCCCCACCUCAAGAUGCAAGAGCAAUAACUGCACCUACUCAACCACUUCAAUCUAGCAGGAGACUUGGAAUAAAUAUCGCGACAGGUCUCGCGGCGGGAGGUGUUCUUGGUCUGCUUGGCGGGGCUGUGCUCGCUGAGACACUCGAUGGUGGCGAAAUUGUUGACGAUAUCACUGGAAGUAUGAAUGGGAUGACGUUUGGAAAUCCUGCAGAUAGUGUGUUCGACCCCAAUAUGGGUACUAGUAAUAUUCUAGGGAACAGAUUCGACCCUACGGCGAUCUUUCAAGGAAAUCAAACGUUCGAUGGGGACUCCUUGGGCCAAACAUACAACGUGUCUGAUCAGACCACAGUGAACGGAGUAGACUUCAGCCAAUUCCAAGGACAGAUAUUUGACGCAUCUCAGUUACAGCAGCAGCCAAAUAACCAGAGUAAUCAAAGCAGCGGCACGCACUAUCUGCAUGAUGCAGGAAAGCUCCUGCAAGCCGCUUACAAGAUGUAUAACACCUCGCAUAAGACUGAUGCAACUCAGGGUUCACAGACAACAGCUCCGCCGCAACAAACCUUGGCAUCCACGAUGUCCGGCAUCUCAAAUAUUGGUCCUAAUUCGCCGCCGAUAGAACACACACACACAAGCUACCCCAGCCCGACCCAGCAAACCGGACAACCCAUGUACCCCAUGGCAUCUCAAACCGCUCAACUACCCACUGCCACAGCGUUCUCACAGCAUCUUCCUUCUUUCAAUCCUGCCUCUCAGCAGGGCACACAUUCUCAUCAUCACGCGUCCUCACAUCAUCACACAUCCUCACAUCCUCACCAUCACACGUCCUCACAAAGCUUUCAUACAUCUCACACCCAGAGCCCGUAUACGAAUCAUGUUACUUACCCCUCCUCCGGGGCUGCCACUCAUACCAUGUACUCGCAGGGUCAGCCAAUACCAGCCCAGCAUGUUGUGAACCACGGUCACGGCACCGCCCCUCACCACGCUUAUUCACCCCAAUCCCAGGCGGGACCCUCCGUUCAUCCCAUACAACAUCAUGGUCCAGGAAACACGCAACAACAGCCUCCGAAUAAUAAUCUAGACAAAACUAUGCUUGCGAAAAAAUUCGUCAAGGGCGCGUUGAUGGCUGGUGGCGUUCUCGCAAAAUAUAACCGUCUGAGUGGAGGCAAUGGAUUUGUGGGAAAUUCAUGAGAUGGCCAAAAUAAUGGAGGAUUUUUGUAGCUGCUAGCCCUAUGCUGUUCACCAUGCGAAUUCUGUACUCGAUUAUAUGAUAUCA